AUGGAGUUUGAGAAGGCGUGGGAGGACAGGAACCCGCGGAAAGCCUAUGCCCUACUAAAACAGUAUAGCGGCAAAGUGAAAAGAUGUUCCCCUGUCCUCAACACUGUCAAUGGGGUAGCUGUCGGUGAAGCAACCCUUCCAAUUUGGAAGGAACACUUCAAGACCUUGCUGAACCGGCUAGCACCGUCAGCUCUUGUACUCGAACACGUUCAUAGACCGACAUAUGCGGUUAACGAGGAGCCACCGACCGUGUCGGAGGUCCUGGUCUGUAUUCAAAAAAUGAAGAAUGGAAAAUCUGGUGGAGACGACGGGAUUAGCGCAGAAAUGCUAAAAUAUCUUCCUCCGUCUGGGAUUUGUACUGGAGUGCAUUACCUGGACCGACUCAUUAAACAUCGCGAAGAAGCAACGCGCGACGAGCAAGCUGGCUUUCGUCCUGGCCGAUCUACGAUUGACCAGGUGUUCAUCGUCAGGAGAGUGAUCGAAAUCUGGCAGCGGUAUUCGAAGCCAAUGCAACUAGCGUUUCUGGACUUUGAAGACGCGUUUGACUCUCCUCACCGAGGCCGUCUUCUCAACGCGCUCCGCGCCGUUGGAGUACCACGAAAGUUGGUUCGCUUGCUUGAUGACAUGAAUCAACGAACAACUGCUGCAGUUCGAACACCAGCCGGAUGUACAACACCGUUUGUAGUGGUAACUGGAGUAGGACAAUGGGCAGUGGCAGGACCCUUCCUGUUCAAUUUCGCCACUGACGACAUUAUGCGAAGAACAGUCGACCUGUGUCCUGCCGACAUUGUCUUAGCACCAUCAGGGUGCCCCUUGACUGACCUCGAGUACGCCGACGAUGUUGUUAUAUUCGCGGAAAGCAGUACAAAACUUCAACAUGUUGUCAACCUUAUCUCUUCAAGAUCUCGAACGGAAAUCAGGGUGGACGGACAACCGAUAGAACUCGUCGAUGAGUUCUGUUACCUGGGCUGUACGCUGAAGAACAACGGCAGCUGCGAGAGAGAUGUUCAGCAAAGAUGCGCUGAGGCCACUUCUGCAUUUAACUCCUUAACAAAAUGCCUGUGGUCGGCCCCCAUCACCAACGAAGUGAAGCUGCAAGUCUAUCUAUCCGCAACUCGCCCCAUCAUGAUGUACGGAUCGGAGACUUGGGCAGCACCAUCAACGGUUAUGGAGAGGCUUGAUUGCACGGAACGAAAGCUGCUUAGACGGCUAUUUGGCUAUUUUUGGCCAAGGGUAUGCCACAAUGAAGAUCUUUACGCAGAAAUUGAUGUGGUAUACCGGCGGAUGACACGUGGAAUAUACCAACAUCUUGCACCGCCAUCGAAAGUGGCUAAAGUAAAUCGUCUUCGCUUCUUUGGUCAUAUACUAAGGAGACCGGCAGAUCGCUUUGUUCAACGAGUUCUGAGAAGUUUGCCGGUUCGAGCUGGAACAAGCCACCUGGCCGAAAACGGACUAAGAAUAUGGAAUAGCGACGAAUGGAUUGAUUCUUCCGCAGAAGAUCGAGAAUGUUGGGCACAGCUGUGUUCAACGACGGCACACCUCGGCGAAGAUGCGGGACAACAUUACGUAUGUCAUUGCGACACUGACUUCUGCAACAUGAAUUUUACGGCAUUCCAAGAACUUUGGAAGUUAUCUUCUGACUACACCGAAGACAGUGAAUUCACCAAAUGUAUUAUGAACGUUUCAUCAGAAAAAUUCGUCACUGAGCAACCUACCACUACCACCACCGAAUCUACCGUAACUACCACUACAGAAAGAACUACUACAGAAAGAACUACUACAGAAAGAACUACUACAGAAGCAGAACCCACAUUAACAUCUUCUGUCCAGUCAAGCACAACCACACUUAGCACAACAACUGAAAAUACAGAACCAGGAUCUGUGGAAGACGAACGGAAGGCCGAUAUCGGAAACGAAGAAGAUUCAGACAUCGACUUCCUUAUCUUCCUGAUUCUUGCCGUUGUUGCCGUCAUUCUACUGAUAGCCAUAAUUCCGGCUUUGAUCAUAUGUCUCGUAAUUAGAUCAAAACGACGUCGGAGCGGAGGUGUCAGAAAAUCAGGUGGUAAACGUGCGAAAACCCCCAUGAGUGGCAGAACCUCGAAAACGUCGAGCGUCAAGAGCGUUGACACUCGUUCGGGCAUGAAAAGCCACGGAAAAACCAGCAAAUCGAAAUCGGUGGAUAGAGAUGCGAAGAGAAGCAAAAGUAAGACGAAGUCAAAGAGCAGCCAAGGUGGACCACCCAGCAAGUCGAGAAAUUAG
Necator americanus (New World hookworm) is the source of this 2259-nucleotide messenger RNA. RefSeq lists its product as uncharacterized. The record is from RefSeq and is a predicted model, not a curated record. Lineage: Eukaryota; Metazoa; Nematoda; Chromadorea; Rhabditida; Ancylostomatidae. The transcript is spliced from 10 exons. The coding region runs from base 1 to 2259 and encodes 752 amino acids.